Molecule: messenger RNA, 1533 nt
Organism: Pocillopora meandrina
Lineage: Eukaryota; Metazoa; Cnidaria; Anthozoa; Scleractinia; Pocilloporidae
Source: the annotation of a GenBank genome assembly
AUGGCCGCCAAAACCGUCACUUCAACCAUGGCCUGUGAUAUUAAGAGUAUUAUCGACUACCAAAGAUAUCCAAUUGCUGAGUUUGAGAGCCACAUUCUCCGGGAAAUUAUAAGCAGUGCUAAAAGCGAACUGAUGGGAAACGGCAUCGCCUUUUUGCCGGGCUUUCUGCUUCCUUGGGCUAUUCGCCAAACAAUCCUAGAAGCAGAAGAGGCAUUACCAGAUGCAUUUUGUAAAACAAUCGAUCACACUGUCUAUCUUGAGGAAUGUCAAGAUCCUCUCCUCGAGAAGGAUCACGCGAGGAACAUUCUGUGUCGAUCUUCAAAAUGUUGCGUUACCCGCGACCAAAUCAAGACAAACUCGCCGCUAAUUCAGCUUUAUAUGUCACCGGAGAUGACAGAGUUCGUUAGAGUUCUUCUUGACAGGGACGUGCUUUACCGAACGGCUGAUCCCCUUGGAGACUUAAAUGUGCACGUCUACAGAGAAAAUGAUCAGCUGGAUUGGCAUUUUGACCGGGGGCAGUUCGCUGUAACAUUCCUCCUUCAAGCACCAGAGGGUGGGGGACGUUUUCAAUACAUUCCAUUAACAAGGUAAGAGUUAGCCGUUUUCUCAGAGGCGCGUCACAGGGCAAGAAAACAAGACUAUUCAAAUAGGCCAUCCUGUCUUAUCUAAGCUAGUUAGCUGUUGUCUCAGAGGCGCCUCACGGGGAAAGAAAACAAGACUAUUCAGAUAGGCCAUCCUGUCUUAUCUAAGCUAGUCUAUGCUCUUGUUUAGCGAAGAAAAUGUCCAAUUUAUCUUAAAUAAAGGAUCUCACUUACUUAGUGAGGAUGCAUGAAAUCAUAGCAGGUAAGCGACCCUCCCUGGUUUUCGCUGAUUUUGUAUAUUUGGUCUUCAUAUUGGUUCUUUUAGUUACGAUUAACAAAUCACCUGCUAUGAAAGCAGAGGGUUAUAAUGAUGGAGUUUUACAUCCUUUACCUCGCACAGGUGAUCAAAUAUGGACUUCUCGAGCUCUAUGUACUAUCUAUACAUUAUCCAGUACAGCAGUAAUGUGAAUCACGACUAUAUCCCAUCAGUAGAAGUUGUUUUGUAAAUCGAACACAAAUUCUUGUAGCUUAUUUCCAGUGAAACGUGUGGCUGCUAGAGGGGAGAAUAAACAAUCAUAUCUUGAGAGUUAAAGGGUUGAUCCCUUUAUUUGUUGUUAAGCUGAAUUUCUUUCUGGUUGGAAGCAAAUAAAAAAUUGAAAUAACAAAUGAUCUCUCUAUUUCAAAUAGAUCAGAUGGAAAUGAAAACUAUGACUUGGUCAAGCAAGUGCUACUGGCUUCUAAAGCUGGACAAGAUCUGUCUGCUCUUGGGGUAAAAGAAGCUGACCUUCAGCCAGGAACACUAGUCAUAAUCUGUGGGCAUAACUCAAUGCAUCGCGUUACCCCUAUCGAGGGAAAAAAGUCCAGGAUCACAGCUGUGUUAUCUUAUGAAAAGAAACCUGACAUUCACUUAAAUGAAUACACUAGAAUGAAAUUCUGUGGGCGCUUGAAAUAA